GAGGCCGUAAGAAAGAUUAGGUUUCUGGCGCAUUAUCUGCACCUGAGCGGUAAACGCCUUAUCCUGAGUAUUUUGGUUAGGGAAUCGAUCUUCUCGCACAAUCUGAUUUUCGUGCAGGUGGAGAGCACUGUGUAUGCGGCGUUCUUUCUCUUUUCCUUCCCAAUUCCCGUGAGGAGGAGAAGGAGGAGGAGGAGGAGGAGGACGCUACUGCUGCUGCUGUUGCGGCCAAUUCAUUUGCCUGAAAGUCGUGUUUUGCAUAACAAGCGAAAGGUGUGCGCCGUGCAUGCCCGGGGACAAGUGCUGAAGCAGCGGGAGAGGAGGUUUCUCCGGCAAGUAGCAUGCAUGGCUGGGAGCUCCCUUAAGAUGCAACCUGCGUGUGACAGGGCCGACUCGCUGCUCCAUGACCGUAACGCCACAGACGCCAGAGGCCAGGAGCAGCAAGUGCAGUUGCGGCAGAAGCUGAGGGAACUACCGACGCUGCUCCGGAGUGGACUCACGCUGCGGAGAAAGCGCUCAGACGGCGGAGGCCGGAUUGUAUCUAGGAGAAUUUCAAAUCCUUAUGUGGAAAAUCCUCCUAAUAAGAUUUAUGGAGAGGAUGCCUUGUGUGCUGGAAGAGCUCUCAGAAAUUUUUUUCUGCUACAAGCUUCUGCUCUGAUAAAAGAUAGAAUGUCUUUGAUGGGGCUUUGCAGGCAAAGUUGCAUUGGAUCUGAACUGGUAGACUGGCUUUUGAAGUGCUGUACUUUCAUUAAUAGCAGAUCUACAGCAGCUGGUAUCUGGCAACUACUCCUGAAUAUGGGAAUUGUGUUUACAGUGGAUAAGCAGACAUGUUUUCUAGACAGGUAUGUUUUCUACCAGUUCUCAUCUGAUGAAUGCACAUACCUAUUCUGUGAAUAUGAGGGAGAAAAGGGAUGGAAAAAUGGUGUGAAAUUUCUAUUGAAGAUGGUGCCUGCUACUUCUCCAAGUAUGAAUACGUGUAAGCUGGAUAACAGAAGAAUAGAAGAAACAGCUGAAAGCAAUGCAGAAAUUCUUGCUCGUCUCACAGCAGCAAUGCAGAGAGAACUGGCAACUGUUCUGGCUAUGAAAGCAAGAAAAUCAGCAAUGAAUCAAAGUUAUGAUAUCUGCAGUGGAGAAGCAACAGUGCAAAAAACCCCGAAGGAUAUCUGUGAUGCACAGGCAGGAGUGAUGUGCAAGCUUCAAGAACGAGAAGAUGCUGGGCACAUUGAACUUGUCCAGAAAUUUGCAAAAGAAAAUUGUCAUGUUCCACAGACAAACAAAAGAGAACCAGGGAAUACAGACCAGCCGGAUGAUGAAGUGACCACUGUUCAAGUGAAGGAACUGAACCAAGAUGUGCUGGUGCUUAGGAGAGUGUUAUCACAGAGCCCAACCCCCACAUCUGGGAGUGCCGAGAAUGAUUGGAGAUAUGUUGUGGUGUCAGGGACACCAGAGAAGAUUUUGGAGCAUCUCCUGAAUGACUUGCACCUGGAAGAAGUACAGGACAAAGACACAGAAACUCUUCUGGAUGACUUCCUCCUUACAUAUACAGUCUUCAUGACAACAGAUGACUUGUGUCAAGCUCUGCUGAAACAUUAUUGUGCUAAGAACCAUCAGGACAAGGGUGAAAUUGUUGAUGUUCCCUGCAGAAAGAGAAAAGUCUUGCAUUUGGUGUCACAGUGGACUUCACUCUACAAAGACUGGUUGCAUGAAGAUGAGCAUUUGAAGCAGUUUCUUAAGACAAUAUAUAGAAAUGUGUUAGAUGAUGUGUAUGAAUACCCUAUAUUGGAAAAAGACCUGAAAGAAUUUCAGAAAUUACUUGGAAUGCAUCGUCGCCACACAGUAGAUGAAUAUUCACCUCACAGAAAGCAUAAAGCCAUUUUACAUCAAUACAGCCUCAAGCAGAACUGGCUUCAGACCCGAGAAUCUGUGAAUGAAACAGAAGAAGUUUUCUGCCGUGUGUAUAUAACACAACAUUCUUACAUCAGUAUAAAAACUAAAUUAUCCACUUCAGUUCAAGAGAUAUUGAAAAUUGUAGCAGAGAAGCUCCAACAUUCUCAGGAAGAUCUGGCUCUAGUUGCACUUUCGUUCUCUGAUGAAAAACAUGAAUUACGACCAUAUGAUCUAGCAAUCUCCAAAUCUCUUGAGUUAUCUGCUCGUAUGUUUGUAUUUCGAAAGGAUCUGACAGAUACUUUGAUCCCUUUCACUGAAAAUGAGGAAAUCCACCAACGAUCAAUGAAAAUUCUGGGGAUUAACACCUGGGACCUUGCUUUAGAAUUAACAGUUUUUGACUGGAAUCUUUUCAAUUUGGUUCAUGAACAAGAACUGAUAUAUUUCACCUUCAGCCGACAAGGCAAUGGGAAAAACACUGUGAAUCUUAGUCUUCUGCUUCAAAGAUGCAAUGAAGUUCAACUUUGGGUUGCCACAGAAAUACUACUCUGCAACCAGCUCUGUAAACGUGUACAACUAGUGAAAAAGUUCAUUAAAAUUGCUGCUCACUGUAAAGCCCAGCGAAAUCUGAAUUCAUUUUUUGCCAUUGUCAUGGGGCUCAACACUGCCUCUAUCAGCCGGCUUUCUCAAACAUGGGAGAGAAUGCCUGGAAAGUUUAAGAAGCUCUUUGCCGAACUUGAAAGUUUGACAGAUCCCUCUCUGAACCACAAAGCCUACAGGGAUGCAUUCAAGAAAAUGAAGUCCCCAAAGAUCCCCUUCAUGCCUUUACUCCUUAAAGAUGUAACAUUUAUACAUGAAGGAAACAAAACGUUUCUGGAUAACCUUGUAAAUUUUGAAAAAUUGCACAUGAUUGCAGACACAGUCCGAUCAUUGAGGCAUUGUAGGCGUAACCAAUUUGGAAACGAUAUACCCUCCAAAGAGCAUGAGGAGCUGAAGUCUUAUGUCCAUCAUUUGCAUAUCAUUGACAACCAGCAGAUGUUAUUUGAGCUUUCUCACAGGAUAGAACCUCGUAUAUGAAUUCAUACUUACAUAAUUCCAGCACUUUCAGUUCAGUGAAUAUUUAUGUGCCAAGCAUCUUGUUUUCCUAAGCAAUUGAUGAUUUCUGAGUUUUAUCAGUAAUUGGUGCCACAGUACAUGUUGGCCUCUCAUGCAAAGCAAGAGGAAACGACCUUCACAACAACCUUACAAGAUGAAAAAUGCCAAAUCUACUUAGCUACAGAGCGAAGAAAUGAUUCGCCAUAUUGAAAAGCUUAUUUUUCUUUAUUUUUUGUUGUUGUUCAAAAUAGCUUUCAGCCCCAACUCAAUGUUAAAUUGAAAUAAAACGUUCUACCCUUAUAAGGGUCUAGCAGCACUGUUUUGAGAAAAGAUAUUCAUAAUUUGGCACAUGGGGAUAUACCUCACUAAUCAUAAGCUGCCCUAAAGUAUUGACUGUGGUGCCAAAAAAAAGUGAUAGGGCAGGUAUUGAUGAAUCAUCCCCAGGAUAUGUGCUGGCAUCCACUUCAAGAUUAACGCCUAAAGACAAAUUAUUAGAAUAUAGAUACCCAGUAGAAUGUAACAAAAUGUAAAAUUUAAAACAAGCAUAGUUAAUACUUGAUUUAACAUCUUGUACAGUUAUUUAAAAAUGUGCUGCCUAAUAAAGCAACAUGUCACAGCAUCAAUUAUGGUAAUCUAUGAUGUGCUUUCAUGCUGGAUUAGAAUAUAGAGCACUCUGCCUUUAAUACUUCUUAUGGGUAAUUCUUUUUAAACUUUAGAACCACUUCAGUUUUUUGGUCCUUUCCUUAGUACCGUAAUUCUAUUUGAGGCAAGCAGUGUCACAAAAGUGUCCUGCCUAUAGCUUUAUUUCAAAUGAAUAUACUUUGUUUUACUUCUCUGUUCACUUCACUGAGCUAUUACUAAUUACUCAUAUCUUCAGACUGGUAAAAGUUUAAUGCAGAAAAGUACUAAAUUGGUAAAGAAAAACCUAUCAUACUUUGGGGCUAUUGCUUGCAACUUGGGACACUACAGUGGAAUCCUCAGAAUUACUUUUUUAAAAAGGACAGUAAAAGUACUAUGGCACACUUACUGCCAUUAUUAAGAUUUAAAGUGGUAAUAAUUGAUAUUAAAUCUGAUCUUAUAUAUCAAUCAUAAACAUAAUUUAUAAACAAAAAUGAAAAAUGUUCAUACAACAUAUUAAGCCAAAUUCAUGAAUAUGACCAUAGAGGAAUUAUACUUUAAGAAACAGACAUAUUGUUGUUUUUUUCCUUGCAAGGUUAAAGGCUGAGGUUGAAUUCUAAUUUACAAGAUGAGGAGGAAUCUAUCAUAAGAGAACUUUCAUUGGAAAUGAAAUGGAUGAUUCUCAAAGUCUGUCUGAGGAAUUUUUUUGUUAGCAUUCUUUCAUCAAGGGGCAAUUACAAAAGAGAAAAGGUGAAGAUAUAGGAGUUUCAUACUGACAGCAGACUUUCAUUCACGUUGCUGUAAGAAUGAGUUAUGCUGUCAAAGUCACAGCCUAAUGCAGCACAGAAAACUAAGCUCUUGAUUUCAUGAGUAACACUUUCUAGCAACUUGUAUGACACUUGCAUAACUAUUUUAAUCAGCAUAUUCAUUCUGGAUGCAUCAUGGUAAUCUGAUUUUUUUUAAAAAAAGGUUUUCCGAAGAGAAAGAUUUAAAACGUGCGUGACAAAUAUGUGAGACAAUCACAUAUUUGUUGCAAUGUAUUUGAAUGUAAUUUGAACAUGUGACUUAAAAGUGAAAGCUUUGGUGUAAUAAUUCUUGGGCCUUGGUUUUCACAUUGAGAUAUCAAAACUAGGCUUACGUUCUUGAAAUCAUGUUUGCAUUUUGUUCCUCUCUUCAGAAUGUCUUCUUUAUCCUUCUAUUAAGUAUUCUCAAGAAAUUGCCUAAAGAAUGCAGUAUAAAUAGAAUGUAAUCCACUGUGUGUAAAGGAAUACAUUUCACUGUAAAAAUCUAUUUAUAUGCAGCUUUAUACAAAAUAGACUUUUAUAGUUUCACAGGACCAUAUUGAUUGACAAGAGAGGCUGUGUUAAAAAUUAGCCUCCGUUUUGAAAAGAUCUGAAUUAUUUUCUUUGUUGUACUGCCUUAGAUCACAUUUAUUCAAGAACUUUCCUACACGAGAUCCUUCAUAGACGAUUGGCAGUUGUUGGCAGACAAAAUCAGUUUUAAGUUAUAAGGAAUGCUUUUUGUUUGUUUGCAAUGAAGUAGAAAGUUUUUCCAUUAGAUUUGGCCUUUCUCAUAAAAUUGAAAACCUUGUACAGGUAUAAUAUAAAGAGAACAAUGUACCUUUCUGAACUUACUAUACUAAUUAUCCAAUGUCUUCUAGGAAUUAUUUCAUAGAAAUGAUCACAUUAUUUUCUAAAGUAGUUGAACAAAUUAAAAACCGCAUAGACAAAUUAUUUAGGAAUUUUUAGGAAGUUUUUCUUAUAGCAACUUACCUGAAGAAGCAGUAUGUUUGUUAAUUGCAGAGUAACUGUUUGGUUUGGCAGUAGGAGUUAUAGUAAAAAUAUGUUAUAAGCUUUAUUUUUAUCCACACAAAAAUAGCAUUUGCGGUUGGAGAAGUCUCAAUUGUUGUAAAUAAGCUUUCUCUGCGCACAAACAAACCACACCUUUAGGAAUGGAACUGAACAUUUUGAAAAAAGGCAUUACAAUUUGUCUUGUUUUAUAACACCACUAAAGGGUAUAUUUGGAGGGAAGAAUUAAGAGCUUUUGUUUAAUCCAUAUAUUAGGAUGAGCCUCUGUUAAGUGGUUGAGUUUAAACCUAUAAAAUAAAAAUUCUGCAUUUGUAGUUCUAGAAUAAAUGUAACUGGAAAAGGUGAGUUUGCAGGGAAGGAUUAGUAGAUUAAAAAACUAAUGAUGUGUAACAUGUGGUGGCUGGUUCUUAUUUCUAGAUAUUGUCUUGCCUUUAUAGAUCCGUUAACAGCUUCAUAUAAUUGCAUCUUUAGACUACAAAAGAUUAAUAGGAAUUCAAAUCUGGCUUUUCUGUUUUGCUACCAUUCUGAAACCUGUUCACUGCUUUUAAUGAGCAAGCUUAAUGUUUAGUGAAGUAAAGCAAAAACUAACAUUUAUCAAACCUUGUGAGCUGGACUAUCUGGUGCCAGAUGUUGUAAGCAGCAUUACUUGAGUUCUUCAUUUCAGUGGCCUCUUGGUCAUUAUUUAGCCAAAUUCAGAAUUAUGAGCCAAAUAUUUCCCUAAAAGUAAGCUAUGGUUAUAACUUGGGUCUCAUUUUACCUAUGCAAGAUUAUAUAGCAGUCAACUGGACCUUAGGUAAUUUAAGGGAAAACAAAUAUAUUGAUUUAGGGCAAUAACAUAUUACCUGCUAAGCAGUGGGGGGUUUUUUAGUCCAGUAACUUCAUUGUUACUUUAGAGCUAAAUAACUAGAUAGUUGCAUUUCUGUGGAAGUGCAUUCUGACUGUGGAUUGUAAAAAUGAACAAUUUUCUCUCCAAGAUUAUGUUCAGGGAAAAAAAGAACACAAUUUGCUACAAUGUGGGGACUCUGGAGCAGAAGCCAGAUAUGCAGUGUAUAAUCUCUAUCUUAUCCUACCCGUGAUACAUUCAUCUAACUCCUGAAAGGAGGCCAACGUUAAGACAACGACUGAGUUAGCCUUGAGAUUUUUAAGAUAUACUGUUGUCAUAACAAAGAAACAGUCCCUGCAUUGAGUCUUUUGUGUACACUCCAAGUCUUGCUGGCUUCAGAAGAAGAUUCGAAUAAAAUUAUACAGUUGUUUCUUAUGCUUUAGAGUAAACUCCAGUGAACACAAUGUUCCUCAAUAAACUUGCAUAGGAUUGCAGUAUAAAUUGGAGUAACUCUUGGUCCCCAAACUGCUGUAAGAGCUAUAAGCCCCAUAAGAGGAGCACAAAUAACAAUUUUUUUAAAAAAGGGUGUGUGUGAGAUAAACUCUAGAAAUACCUAUACAAGCAAAAAGGCACUGUUGCAGGAUAGUGUAAGACCUUUUGGAGUGUAUUGAACACUAUAAAUGAACAUUUGGAUGAUUGUAAAAAAGCAAACAAGUUGUAAAUACUAACCUUUGUAGCAAUUACUAUUUAUUUGCAUAGCCUAUUUAUUAUGUUCUUUUUACAUUGUUAGGAACAAAGGCACUCUCGAGAUAAAAAGAAAAGGCUAUUUACAUCUUUGCUGCAAAGGUUUGGAUAAUUGUGAUGGCACUAUAAGAUAAAACUGCUGGCUGCUACUAGCAGUUGCUUGUAUUUUUUCAGCCUUGAUAUGGUUGGUUUAAUUCUUCCCAUUUUAGUCUCUCCAGAUCAUUGUUUUUCAAUCUGCAUUAAAGGUAACAGAAAGAUUGUCCAAGCUAAGGUUAUUUGCCUAACUUCUCAGGGACAUACUUGUACUUAUCUAACAUUAUCAGCAUAUAUAAAAUACUCUGGUUUAACAAGAAUACAGUUAACAAAUGAGCCCUUUACAAGUUCAAUUGUUUUGAUUUCUGUAUAUAUCAUUGUUUAGCAUAUUUAUGAGAGCUAGCAAGCAAUAAUUUGUAUGUCAGAAUAAUAAGCAAUAUAAAAAUAAAACUUGUAAAAGCAAAAUGUCACACUUAACAUUUAAAACUUUUUUUGAUAUGCUUUUCAAAAUACAAAUGAU
This is a messenger RNA of Ahaetulla prasina, 7522 nucleotides long. It is a transcript of the gene RAPGEF5, whose product is annotated as Rap guanine nucleotide exchange factor 5. Gene Ontology annotation, biological process: Ras protein signal transduction; positive regulation of GTPase activity. The transcript has 26 exons. The record is from RefSeq and is a predicted model, not a curated record. Lineage: Eukaryota; Metazoa; Chordata; Lepidosauria; Squamata; Colubridae. The coding region runs from base 343 to 2958 and encodes 871 amino acids. Gene Ontology annotation, molecular function: guanyl-nucleotide exchange factor activity. Gene Ontology annotation, cellular component: plasma membrane.